AGCGGCGGGGCGGCUCCUUGACCCAAAGGAGAGAGAUUUUAAAGACGGGGGUCGAAGAAACGGCAGGGGCGGCAAAUCAGGACCUCGGAGCGGGAGACCUUAGUUUAAACCGUUUUAAGAAUAGUCCAGAAAUCUGUACUGAUUCUCGUACCGUCUGUGAAAGAGAGGGGCGAGAAUAAGACGACGGGGUGGAAGCGAGGAGGACAGGCGAAAUCCGACGAAGGAACCAAGGGGAACAGAAAAAAAGACGAGAGAGAGAUAGGAGGAAGGAAAGAAGGAAGUAGAAAAAGGUAAUUUCUAGCCACUUUUAAAGGAAUAACAAAGCUGCGCAUACAGUAAAGAGCAGAUCGAUAAAGCGGGGAGAACUGAAAAAUAGAAAAGUCAGAAGAGGAGGAGGGUGGCGGCGGUGUCCUCCACGCAGUAGAAGAAAAUAACUUUAAAACAGGAAAGCAAGGAGAGAGAAAGAUAAAUACAGAUUCCAGCGCUGUGUAGGAAAGGCCUGAGUCUUCCUUCUUCUCCCCAUGGCGGCCCCGACGGGAGUGGAGCAAUUUGCCGAGGACCUGAUCUGCUCCAUCUGCCUGGAGCUCUUCCAGGACCCCGUGAUGCUGGAAUGCGGGCACAACUAUUGCCAGCCUUGCAUCGCCCGCUACUGGGCAGAGGUGCCAGGCGGCGGCGGGGGAAGCAGCAGUAGUAGCAGCAGCAGCAGCAGCAGCAGCAGCGACGGCGAGGACGCGCCUCUGCCCACAUGCCCGGAGUGCCGCCGGGAGAUCCCGGGGGGCAAAUUCACGGCCAACCGCGUCCUGGGCCAGCUGGCACGGAAGACCCUGGAGACCCUGUCCGCCCGGGCGAGCGACGAUGAUGCCGAGCCCGACGGGCUGCUGGACGACGAAGUGCAGGGCGAGCUGCUCUUCUGCGCUGACGACGGCUGCCUGGUGAGGGCGCUGCAGCCGGAUCACUGGGGGCACCAGUGCAUCCCUUUGGACGGGGCUGUGGAGCGCUACAAGGAGGUCCUAACAGCUGCUCAGGCGAUGCUGGAAUCCAGAGCCCAAGCGGCGAAAACGCUGCAAGAGCAGAGCGCCCAGAAAUUUCCGGAAAUCUCUGCCCAGCGCCUCCGCCUGGAGCAGCAUCUCUCCGCCCAGUUCACGGAGCUCCACCAGUGGCUUCAGGAGAAGGAGGCAGCGAUGAGGAGGGAGAUCCGGCGCGAGGAAGAGCUCCUCCUCAGCGAGCUGGAAAGGAACCAGCGCAACGGGCAGGAGCAAGUCCGCGCGGCUGAGGAACAAGUGGCGAAGAUCCAGGCCCGCCUGGAGGAGCAGCUGGACCCCGAAGCCUUCCUUAAGGACAUUAAAGCCUUCACAGAAAAAUAUUGCCCUAGUGAUGACAAAGGAUCCACACUGCCUGUGGUCGCCCGUGAGUUCAGCCUGGGCCAGUUUAAGGGCCCCAUUCAGUACAUGGUGUGGAAGGAGAUGCUGCCAGCUCUGAGACCUUCUCCCUGUCAAAUCACCUUGGAUCCUGCCACCAACCACCCCAACCUUGUGCUCUCCAAGGACCUUGAUAGCGUUCGUCUUGAAGACAACCCUGAGGACGAGGUCCCUGAUGGGCCUGAGAGGUUCAGCAAGUGUGUGUGUGUGCUGGGCGCUCAGGGAUUUACCUCAGGACGCCAUUACUGGGAAGUAGAGGUGAGGAAUAAAACCAGCUGGGACAUUGGCGUGGCCAAGGAGUCCGUCAACAGGAAGGAAGCCAAAGUGAAAGUCAAGCCCAGCAAUGGAUUCUGGGCCAUCUGGCUGAGGAACGGUAGUGAAUACAAGGCCCUCGAGUCUCCCCCCAAGUUGCUGUCCCUCAAGGCCAAGCCCCAGAAAGUCGGGGUCUACCUGGACUACGAAGCGGGGCAGGUCUCCUUCUACGAUGCCGACACCAUGCUCCACAUCUACACCUUUUCGGACAUCUUCUCCGAGCGCCUCUACCCCAUGUUCAGCCCUGGAGUCAACAAAGACGGGCUCAACGGCGAAGCCCUCCACCUCCUGUCCCCGCGGGCAUAGCAAGGGCCGUACCUGGAAGUCCCAUCAAGCCCCACCAGGACCCUGUUUCGUUUGCAAAUGGUCUUAAUUUAUGUCGAGUUGCUGGAUUAGAGUGGUCUUAAACCAGGUGGUGCCUGGCUGGGAAACCAUUGGCACCCCAUGCAAAGUUGCUCUGAGCUUCCCAAUGAAAGAAUGAGCACAGUUCAAAGUGUUGGUGCUGACCUUUAAAGCCCUAAACAGCCUCAGCCCAGUAUACCUGAAGGAGUGUCUCCACCCCCAUUGCCCAGACUGGACACUGAGGUCCAGCUCCGCGGCCUUCUGGCGGUUCGCUCACUGCAAAAAGUGAGGUUACAGGGAACCAGGCAGAGAGCCUUCUCGGUAGUGGAAUGCCCUUCCACCAGAUGUCAAAGAAAUAAACAACCAUCUGACUUUUAGAAGACAUCUGAAGGCAGCCCUGUUUAGGGAAGUUUUUUAAUGUUUGAUGUUUUAUUGCUCUAUUAUUAUUAUUAUUAUUAUUAUUAUUAUUAUUAUUAUUAUUAUUAUUAUUAUUUUAUGCUGGGAGCUGCCCAGAGUGGCUGGGGAAACCCAGCCAGAUGGGUGGGGUAUAAAUAAUAAAUUAUUAUUAUAAAAGUACAAUAGGAACUUGCAUUGUUCUGUGGUGCAUCAGAACCUGGGGUUGGCACAGAUAAGGAUCAGGAUAAGGAUCAGGGCCAGCUCUAGGUAGCCCCCCGGUGGCGCGGUGCUUCGCCGCGCGGAAACCAUGCUGUGCCCUGCAAGGGCGGGGGCGCUGGAGCGAUCUCCGCCCCUCAGCACCAGGGUGCGCGACCUGCUCGAGAUGACCCUGAUAAGGAUAGUUAUAUAGGAGAAGGGAGGGAGGGCAGAAAAGAGACUUGAAACUAAAUGAUGAAGUUUUGGACAAUGUAAAAUGACAACUGACCUACAGACAUGUUUUAGAAGCCAUACAUCCGCAAUUUUGACUGAAGGGGUAGAGCAGCCAGAAGCUAAAUGUUUCGGUUCUGAAAUGGGAACAACAGACUGUCAGAUUUAGAGACGCCAACUCCUACUUUAGGAGACACAGACUCCUACUUUAGCAAAGAGGGGGAACUUCUGAAUGUACAUGCAGGACACAUUAAAGCCACAUGACCUCAGCCUGCAGAGGGCAGCACCAACAUCCCGUAGCUUCAGCGAACGAUGCCUUUCUGAACAUCUCCAUAACUGCCACAUUGACAACAGCAACAUUUCAUUUUUAUUGGAGCAACAGAGGAAGGCAGAAGUUGAAACAUUUUGCCAUGGGAAUAAAAGGUUUCCUGUUAAUCACAGUGAGUGCUGUGU
This is a messenger RNA of Zootoca vivipara (common lizard), 3347 nucleotides long. Its product is annotated as zinc-binding protein A33. Gene Ontology annotation, molecular function: protein binding. The record is from RefSeq and is a predicted model, not a curated record. Lineage: Eukaryota; Metazoa; Chordata; Lepidosauria; Squamata; Lacertidae.